Messenger RNA from Metarhizium album ARSEF 1941, 2235 nucleotides. RefSeq names its product Pumilio-family RNA binding repeat protein. The transcript is spliced from 4 exons. The coding region runs from base 1 to 2235 and encodes 744 amino acids. Gene Ontology annotation, cellular component: cytoplasm. Gene Ontology annotation, biological process: post-transcriptional regulation of gene expression. The record is from RefSeq and is a predicted model, not a curated record. Gene Ontology annotation, molecular function: mRNA 3'-UTR binding. NCBI's taxonomy places the organism in Eukaryota, Fungi, Ascomycota, Sordariomycetes, Hypocreales, Clavicipitaceae.
AUGGCCUCUUCCGAAUCUCGCGGUUCACCUCCUCAGCGAAGCGGCAGCAUUCCAGUCAUCACCUUCCAGGAAGAACCCAUGAGAACAUGUGGUGAUCGACCGUCCCCUGUGAGCCAAACCGGUCAGUCGGCAAUCGAAGGGUCCUCCAACAUGAGCGAGGCUUAUCCCAUGGACAAGCUUUUGGCAAGACUGUCGGAACAGCAAGCCGUGCUCAGCCAGCAGAACGAGGCACUCAAAUCCGGAGAUGACGAUGGAAACAUGUGCCAGCGACUCCCUGGACACACAUCCUCCAGCAAUUCCCUCCCAAUCACACCGGCCACGGAGGGUUUCUCGUCUACUGCACCAAGCACCCGCCCAGCCAGUGCUACUCUCGAGGAAGGUCGCGCCGACUCUGACGAAGUCCUUCGCUUAAAGCUUCAGUUGGCACAGGCGCAGAACAAAAUAUCCAAGUUGGAUCAAGAAUUGUCCAUCCGCACAAUCAAGGCUGAACCGGAUCUGCAAGCGAUCAACACAGCUCGAGGCAUGGGCACAGCCGCUCGUGACAGUGCCUGGAUGGCAAUGGAUGACGAUCAUUCAGAUACCAGCGAAGCCAUGUCUACCACUACCUUCGCUCGCACUAAGGGCAUUUGGGGAACCACCAAAGGGUCAUUUGCUGGUGGCGCUCUUCAAGGAGCCGCAGCUGAGCCACAGCCAGGAACCUGGCUGGGAGGACGAGGCUUCAACCAGAGCUUCACUGACACGAGUUCGUCCUAUCCCACGAUGGAAGGAUAUCGUGGGGAUCGCCUUAGCCCCGAUCCAGAUCUUGUGAUGCGCCAGUCCGUCACCAGGCGAUCAAACCGGUACGAUCAUCGCGCCACCAACUCCCACCACUUCAGCAAUAUUGGUUACAGCCAUUUGAAUGGACCAAUGGCUCAAUUUGAAGCAAUGGGAGGCCCGAUGGGCUCUGCAAACAUGCACCCGCCCCCUGGACUGGGUGCCAUGGGCAUGGGGGGUUAUGCUGGGUAUCAGCAACAGCCCGUCGGAACUCCGCUGUCUCCUCAUGCGUCCGAAUUUACAUCCAAGACCCACUGGAAGAACGAAGGGCUUCCAACCGAGGGCCCAACCUAUUUGCCCCCAACUGAACCUCUUAACUAUCGUCGUCUUCUCGAUCGUAAUGUGACGUGCAAUUGGAAAUACAUAGUCGAUAAGAUUGUGUGCAAUAAUGAUCAGCAAGCCUCCAUAUUCUUACAGCAAAAGCUAAAAGUUGGCACACCGGACCAGAAAUACGACAUUGUUGAGGCCAUUGUGGCCCAGGCUUAUCCUCUGAUGGUAAACAGAUUUGGCAAUUUCUUAGUUCAGAGAUGCUUUGAGCACGGAACCCCUGAGCAGGUGAUUAAGAUUGCCCAGGCUAUCCGUGGCAAUACUCUCAACUUGUCCAUGGACCCCUUUGGGUGUCAUGUCGUUCAAAAGGCAUUUGAUUCGGUCCCCGAAGAGUACAAGGCAAUCAUGGUCCACGAGCUUCUCCGCCGCAUCCCUGAAACAGUUAUACAUCGAUAUGCUUGUCAUGUAUGGCAGAAGCUCUUUGAGCUUCGAUGGACUGAAUCUCCACCUCAAAUCAUGAAAUACGUUAAUGAAGCUUUGCGCGGAAUGUGGCACGAAGUAGCUCUGGGGGAAACUGGUAGCUUGGUUGUUCAAAAUAUCUUUGAGAAUUGUUUGGAGGAAGACAAGCGUCCCUGCAUCGAGGAAGUCCUUGCCAACAUCGACAUUGUUGCGCAUGGGCAAUUCGGAAACUGGUGCAUCCAGCACAUCUGCGAGCACGGCGCGCCACCGGACCGUGGUAGGGCUGUUGACCACGUCAUUCGUUACGCUGCCGAGUAUAGCACUGAUCAAUUUGCUUCCAAGGUGGUGGAGAAGUGCUUGAAGAUUGGGAACAGUGAGUUCUUGGGUCGUUAUCUGGACCGUGUCUGUGAAGGGCGCUUGGACCGGACUCGCAUCCCGCUGAUUGACAUUGCGAGUGACCAGUAUGGCAAUUAUCUUGUGCAAUGGAUUCUUAACAAUGCUACACCUCAGCACCGCGAGAUGGUGGCGGCCCACAUUCGAAAGCAUAUGGUUUCUCUCCGGGGCUCCAAGUUUGGAUCCCGAGUUGGCAUGCUUUGCACCAAUCACGCCGUCACUACGCGGCCCGGGCCUGGAGUUGGGCCUGGUAUGGGUGGUCGUAUGGGUCCUGGGCCACGAUUUGCAGGGGCAUAUCGUUAG